AUGGGAUUUUACAUAAUAUCUGGUUUUCAAGUAUUGAUAAAUCCAUGCGCUAAAAGUGAUCUUCAUCAUCUUGUAAAAUAUUAUCAAGAAGAUGUUGAAAGUUAUGAAAAAGUUGUAUCUGAGGUUGAUUUAUGGCACAGAUAUUUAAAUACAAAUAAUAUUAAACCUCAGAAUGCAUUAGAUGCGUUACUUAUAUGUAAUCAGGACUUCUAUCCAAAUAUUUAUAAUUUAUUGCACAUCCUUGCUGUACUCCCAGUUACAUCUUGUGAGUCAGAAAGGUCAUUUUCUUCACUGAAGCGAAUCAAAACAUAUUUGAGGAACUCGACUUCUGAAACCAGGUUACAUGGAUUAGCGGUUCUUAACAUACACCGUGAAGUUCCAGUUACAGAAGAUGAAGUAAUUGAAGUAUUAGCUUCAAUAAAUCGCCGCUUAGAUUUUUCAUUGUAA
Messenger RNA from Metopolophium dirhodum (rose-grain aphid), 447 nucleotides. RefSeq names its product 52 kDa repressor of the inhibitor of the protein kinase-like. The transcript has 2 exons. The record is from RefSeq and is a predicted model, not a curated record. The coding region runs from base 1 to 447 and encodes 148 amino acids. Gene Ontology annotation, molecular function: protein dimerization activity. NCBI's taxonomy places the organism in Eukaryota, Metazoa, Arthropoda, Insecta, Hemiptera, Aphididae.